Rasamsonia emersonii CBS 393.64 is the source of this 1494-nucleotide messenger RNA. Its product is annotated as Alpha-1,2-mannosyltransferase. The record is from RefSeq and is a predicted model, not a curated record. Gene Ontology annotation, biological process: mannan biosynthetic process. Gene Ontology annotation, cellular component: Golgi apparatus. Gene Ontology annotation, molecular function: alpha-1,2-mannosyltransferase activity. The transcript has a single exon. NCBI's taxonomy places the organism in Eukaryota, Fungi, Ascomycota, Eurotiomycetes, Eurotiales, Trichocomaceae. The coding region runs from base 1 to 1494 and encodes 497 amino acids.
AUGCUGACCGGCACCAGGAAACUCCGCUCCCUCCUCUUGGUCGUCGCGGCCUUGUUUUUCAUUGCCUCGUCCAUCUACAUCUACUGGAGGCCCUCGAAUCGUUUCUAUGCCGCCCACUAUGCCGACUCGCCCGUCGACCCGUCCCUGGGCCGCCAGAUUGCCUUCUGGAAAGCCUUCCGCGCCGUUCUCGAAAAACAUGCCCCCGACUGUCCUUCGCCCCAGCGCGAGCAGGCCGCCGGUGCCAUUGGUUUCAAUCCCAUCGAUGCCCCUCCCCGCCCGGACCUCGUCCUCUUCCCGGAGACCCAUGUCCAGAAGAUGCGUGAUGCGCAUGCCAGCUUUGUCGACGAGAUCAAGCAGUCCAAGAACCUGAAGCCCAUUCACACCCCCGGCACCCGCGGCAUCGUGUCGACGGCCGGAGGGUCCUAUUUCCCCGUGUCCCUGGCCUCCAUCCGAAUGCUGCGUCGCACCGGUUCGACCCUGCCCGUCGAGAUCUUUGUCAAAGACGCCAACGAAUACGAGGCUCAUCUGUGUGAGGAGGUCCUUCCGGAAUACAACGCCAAGUGUGUCAUCCUCUCCGAGCUCCUGGGGGGUACCCGGAAUAAGCAGGUCGAGAUCGCCCAUUAUCAGCUCAAGAUCUUUGCCGUGCUGUUCUCGUCCUUUGAGGAAGUCAUCUGGAUGGAUGCAGACUGCUUUCCCCUCCACAAACCCGAACAUCUCCUCGACUCGAAUCCUUUCAAGUCAACAGGCAUGGUCACCUGGCCGGACUUUUGGGCGUCGACUGCGUCCCCGCUUUACUAUGAGAUCUCCCAGCAGCCUGUUCCGCCGAUGACGCUUCGAGCAUCAUCCGAGACGGGCGUGUUCCUCAUCUCGAAGAAGACGCAUUUCUUCACGCUGCUCCUCGCGGCGUAUUACAACUACUAUGGCCCCUCCCAUUACUUUAUGCUGCUGUCCCAGGGAGCGCCGGGCGAAGGUGACAAGGAAACAUUCCUCCAAGCUGCGUCGGCUCUGGGCGAGCCCUUUUACGCGGUCAGUGAGCGUGUCCAAGCAGUGGGACAUGCCAAGGAGGGUGGAGGCAUCGCGGGCUCCGCCAUGGUCCAGUCGGACCCGGUCGAGGAUUACCGGUUGACCAGCGAGGGGAAAUGGCGAGUCAAGGAUCCGUCCGUGGCCAAACCGCCCCCGGUGUUUUUCAUCCAUGCCAACUACCCCAAGUUCAACCCGGGAGACAAUCUCUUUGGCAACAACUGGGAGACGGCCCCGACGCUCAAGCCCGACGGCAGCUUGGGAAGAGCGUGGGUGGUUCCGCCCGAGACGAUCCGGGCGUUUGGGUACGACGCGGAAAAGGCCUACUGGGAGGAGAUCAAGUGGGUGAGCUGCAAUCUCGAGCGAAACUUCAAGUCGUGGCGAGGCAAGUCGGGCAUCUGCAACCAGGUCCUGGAUUACUGGAACAGUGUAUUCGCGCAGCCUCAUGACGAUGAUCCAAAAUUCGAUGAUUAA